AGCACGUCAUGCCGCAUGUGUACUGGGCGCGCUAACGGCCAUGAUCCAUGUGACGUCACAUAGCGAUAUAUAUAUGUACGCCGGCACUGAAUAAACUGAUUCCAUUCCCGGUUUGGCUGCGUGAUGACGUUAUAACAACUGGCGACGAGGGUCUUGCAUACCCACGUAAGCGACGGCCUUGGUCCUGCACGGGUGGACAGGCACGAACGGAAGCAAGCGAGCGGAGUUUUCGUCCAGCUUCAAGGCACUGCACGGGCUCCCGGAGUAGGGCACCGCCCACCGAACACCCCUGCGGAGGAAGCACUCGGCCACAAGGAACGACAACGGGGCUUGGAGCUGGCAGCACGUCCAAGCAAGGAAACGCCAAACUGAUGAGUAACGGAUAUAUGUACUGCUGUCGAAAUGCCGCCACUGGGAAAGAUGUCCGAGUUCGACCCGAAAACGCGAAACUUCGAGUCGUACUUAGAGCGUUUUGAACAUUUCUUAACGGCUAAUGAUAUCGCCGACGCAAAGCGCCUUCCCAUCUUUUUGACAGUCAUAGGACCAGAGGCUUACGAAGUACUGAGAAGUCUUGUUGUGCCGGCUGCCCCGGCAGAAAAGUCAUACGCAGAAGUUAAACACCUCCUGAAGGAGCACUACAGCCCCAGGAGUUCCGUUAUAGCAGAACGAUGCAAGUUCAACCGGCGCGUACAACAGGAGGGCGAAAGCGUGGAGGGGUUCAUCGUAGAACCUAAACAUUUAGUCAGAAAGUGUGACUACGGUGACUUUUUGCAAGACGCCCUCCGAGAUAGGCUGGUUGCUGGCAUACGGAACGAAGAGACCCAGCGUGCCCUGUUUGCUGAACGAGAGCUGACAUUUGAUGGGGCUUGCAAAAUCGCCCUAGAUAGAGAACUAGCGGCGCGAGACACUGAACAACUGCGGGCAAGAGAACGAGAGGCACUCGUGCUAGUCGUGAAAAGCUGACAACACCAGUAUCAGAGACCAGCUAAUCCUAAGCAUGUCGAAGGCCGCAAGAACGAAAAAUGCGCAAGAUGCGGCAGGGGACACUCGUCGGAAGAAUGUUGGUACAAAAAUUUUAUUUGUCGCAAGUGUUCGGCUGUAGGUCAUUUGAAAAGCAUGUGCCCAGUUGCUAGAGCGAAGCCAAAAAACAUGCAUGCGCUCGAGUGUUCUGACGAGGACUCGGAGCAGGAGCUGUACCAUGUCAUUAACGCCAACCAAUCAUCUUAUGAAGUGAGUGUGGAAAUAGAAGGGCGUAAACUGAAUAUGCACAUUGACACCGGAGCGGCUGUCACAAUUGUCCCGGAGCAAGUGUACCUGUCCGAGUUUCCACACGUAAAAUGUGAACCUUGCAAAAUGUCGCUUCGCACGUAUACUGGGGAGCAAAUACAGCUAAAAGGGCAGUGUGACGUGGUGGUUAAGUACAACAAUCAGUGCAUGACUCUACCAGUCAUUGUUGUAAAAAACAACGGGAGGAAGUCGCCUGUACUAAUGGGGCGAAAUUGGUUAGAACGUUUGAAGCUUGACUGGCUAGAAAUUGGCUAGAUUGCAGUUGAAGACAGAGUCGCGGUGCUAAAACAGAAGUACCCUUCCGUGUUUUCUAAAAAGCUGGGGACAAUACAAAACUUUGAAGCAAAGAUUGUUAUGAAACCGGGUACAGUUCCUGUAUUUUGCCGCGCUAGACCAGUUCCGUUUGCGUUGCAGGAAAAAGUUGAGCGGCAACUGCGAGAACACGUGGAAACGGGCAUGCUGCGUCCUGUAAUGCGGAGUGACUGGGCUACCCCACUUGUCACAGUUGUGAAGGAAAACGGCAGUGUCCGGUUAUGCGGGGAUUACAAGACUACAGUAAACCCCUCUCUCAAAACAGAUCAUUACCCCCUACCCAGACCGGAGGACUUAUACACUGCCUUAGCAGGAGGAAAGGUGUUCAGUGUACUAGACCUUUCUUCGGCGUACCAGCAGCUGCCACUCACUCCGGAGUCACGACCAUUUUUGACAGUAAACACUAGUCUUGGGUUGUUCGAAUUUCAGCGCCUUCCUUACGGGGUGGCAAGUGCACCCGCUAUCUUUCAGGCAAUGAUGGACGAGGUACUUCAUGGCAUCCCACAUGUACGCUGUUAUAUUGACGACGUUAUCGUCACAGAGACAGAUAUCGGCGACUGCCAGGAGACACUAGAACGUGUCUUGCAACGCCUCAGUGAAUACAACAUCACGCUUAACCUGGAUAAAUGCCGCUUUUUCCGUAAAUCGGUUACAUAUUUGGGUCACACAGUGACUGAGCAAGGCAUUUACCCUACCGACACCAAGAAGAGCGCUAUCUUACAAGCCCCCGAGCCCACUACAGUUACAGAGCUUAAGGCGUACUUGGGUAUGUGGAACUUUUACUCGAAGUUUCUUAAGAACGCUUCGACAGUAGCAGAGCCGCUUUAUCGGCUACAUUGAAAAGAACAAAAAUGGUCAUGGACAAAGGAGUGCAGCACCGCGUUUAAAGAUACGAAGCACUUGCUAACAAGCAGCAAGGUACUCACAUUCUAUGACGUCAAGAAACCGCUCGCAAUGCUUUGCGAUGCAUCGUCAUAUGGCUUAGGAGCCGUUAUCUUUCACGAGACGGCGGAAGGUGAAGAAAAACCAAUUGCUUUUGCUUCGCGUACACUGUCGGAAGCAGAAAAAAAAUACGCGCAGUGUGAACGCGAGGCCCUGGCGUUGAUCUUUGGCCUAAAGAAAUUUCACCGGUACCUGUACGGACGAGAAUUCACUAUCUAUACAGACCACCAGACACUGCUUGGGAUACUAGGGCACGAUAAGCGUAUACUGACUAUCGCUGCCGCGCGUAUGCAACGCUGGGCUUUAACCCUCGCAGCUUACAGGUACCGGCUGAAAUUUAGGAAAGGAAAAAAUUUUGAAGUGGCAGACGCCUUGUCUAGGCUGCCCCAACCAGGACCGGUGAACGACGAGUCAUCAGAUUGCAUGUCAAUCUUUCAGUGUCUCCCGCUAACAGCAGAGGAGAUUGCAAGGGUCUUGAAGCGAAGCUUAACUCUAUGCCACGUGGCACAAUAUACGCUAAACGGGUGGCCUAGACAGCAAGCAGAUGAAUUGAAAUCUUACUAUGUUCGCCGCGAUGAGCUGUCACUAGAGCAAGGCUGCGUGACGUGGGGCGUAAGAGUCGUAAUUCCGGAGCUGCUGAGGGACCGCGUGCUAAACAUGCUGCACGAGGAGCACCCUGGCACCAGCCGCAUGAAAAUGCUAGCGAGGAGUUUCGUAUGGUGGCCAGGAAUCGAUUUGGCCAUUGAACAGUACGUUCAGCGGUGCAAGAUUUGACAAGCAGUUCAGCCAGCUUCUCGGCCGGUUCCUCUUCACCCUUGGCAAUACCCCACCCAGUGUUGGUCACGCGUACAUGUAGAUUUUGCACAGAAGGGUACGAACGUGUUUCUGGUAUUGGUCGACUCAUUCUCGAAAUGGAUCGAAGUAUGGCCGAUGUCCUCAACCUCUGCACAAAAAACAUUGGAUAAACUUCGGGGUUCUUUUGCCGCUUGUGGCUUGCCCGAAGUAUUGGUGAGUGACAACGGGCCACAGUUCACCUCAGAGGAGUUCGCAGAAUUCAUGAGCACCAACGGUGUAAAACACGUUCGUAUUCCGCCUUAUCACGCAGCGUCCAAUGGUGCUGCAGAACGAACAGUACAAACCGUGAAAAAGGCGUUACUGAAACAGGUACUCGAGCGUGAGGCCUCGGGUAGGCAGCAGACAGUACAGGAAAAUAUUGAUAGUUUUCUGAUGGCCUACCGGAGCACACCGAGCAGUGUGACAAGCAAAUCACCAGCUGAACUAUUUUUGGGGCGCCAGCCACGCAUAAAGCUUUCACUGCUCCAACCUGAUUUUGCAAAAUCCAUGCGAGACAAGCAGGAAAAACUAAAAGAGCAGCGCGAUUUGUUUCGUGGGCAGGAGCGCAGCUUCGUGGUGGGGGACCGGGUGUUGGUGAAAACUGUGCGUGGUGAGCGCGUUUCGUGGGAAGAAGGUGUUGUGAUCCAAAUUGUCAGUGCUGUGACAUAUAUGGUGAAAGUGCGCGAUCAACUCCGGUUCACACACGCCGAUCACCUGCGUCCUGGACAUGCUGACCCCGGCGAGACGCCCCCGCACGCGGAGGGGGGUGUAAAACAAACGCCACCAGAAGAGCUACCGGCAGACGACCGCACUCCGACACCAAGACAACCGCAGGCAGACCAGGAUGGUCCCAGUUCCCCUGGCACGCCGGCAGACUCCGAUCGCAGAACAACACUAGAGCACGACGAAUCAGUACCGCCACCCACACAGCAGCCUGUACCGCAAGACUUGGCGGAGUCGCACGUGCCAGCGGCGCCAGCUGCACCCAACUCGGAGGAACAGCCACCACUACGUCGGUGUGCUCGUGUGCGCCGGCAACCGGACUGGUUUAGAUCGGAGGACUUUAAGUAAUUUCCUCUAAAUUAGUCAGGUGGUAAUGUUAAAUUGUUAAUUACACUGUACCUAAUCUUACUAGGUGUUAUUCUAGUUGACUAACUCAUGUAUUUAUUUGAGCGGGAAAGAGUUGUGAUAGCGCAGCACGUCAUGCCGCAUGUGUACUGGGCGCGCUAACGGCCAUGAUCCAUGUGACGUCACUAGCGAUAUAUAUAUGUACGCCGGCACUGAAUAAACUGAUUCCAUUCCCGGUUUGGCUGCGUGAUGACGUUAUAACAUAACGUCAUCAUAACGUCAUAACGUCAUAACGUCAGUCGCGUAGCAAAUUUAUUCCUGAAUGUCCUGCGUUUCUUUUAUAAGCCACGAGAUGACAUUCACUGCCGCUCAUUGAAUGCUGGCUGGAGGGAUUUAGUUAGAAUGUCCGUGCUCAAUAUUGAGACUCGGCAGAGACCCUUUUUUUCUGCUAUGCUGCCUGCAUGAAAAGUGGGUAAAAAAUAGGUUUAUAUUGUGUGGAACUUCAUCGCAAUUACAGUUUUUUUCUGCGUAUGAAAAAUUGGUUUUUCUUGCAGUUUUGAGCAGAACAAGUGUAACUAAACUACGAUAAUGAAUAGCUAUAAGUAGAACGCAGAGUCCAUAUUUGUUGAAAAUUUUCUGUAAAUCUCGAAAACAACGCUAUAAUAACAAGCGAGUAUUAGCUGUUACAAUUGAUAAGCCUUGCCUCGAUAUUUUGACAUGACUUGCUAAAUAAAAGUUCUGUGCUAGACGCGUGGCGCCAGCAAUAUUCAUCAUUUGUAAGUAGAGACUUCCCUACACGAUGAAGCCAGCAUUGGUUCGGGUAACGCUUGCCCCCUACGC
Messenger RNA from Dermacentor albipictus, 5283 nucleotides. RefSeq lists its product as uncharacterized. The record is from RefSeq and is a predicted model, not a curated record. Lineage: Eukaryota; Metazoa; Arthropoda; Arachnida; Ixodida; Ixodidae.